CGGAAGCCAUUACUCUCGAGAGGCGAUUGCCGCUAUACACAUGGGCAAGGGGGGUGGUCCACUGCGGCUUCCUCUGAACUUUUGGUCCCCGCGGCCGACUCGACUUUACGUGUGAACUCCUCGUCCCUUCGGCAGCAGCUUCCGGGGCUUCCGCUCCCCGUGAUUCUACCCUCAGUCGAGUAAGCCCCGGUUUCCUCACUUAACCAUUUACUCCCGGCCUUCCUGAGGACAGGAAAGGCCCACAGGCAGGGAGGAGUAAAGGGGAACGGUGACCUGGAACCGGGAAGCCAGGAACCCAGGCCCUCCAGGUGAUUCAGAUGAUGCAGCUUGAAGUUUGAGAACCGCUGGUUUAAAGAUGCUUGCUCCAAGAGUCCCAUGAGAGCGAGAGAGUAACUUCCUGGUGCCGGCGCCCUGCUGUUCAGGCAGAUUUACUACCAUUCUCAAAGGAUGGCAGCUCUUGGUCUGUCUCCCACAUGUGCUAUGUCCACUCGGGAGCCUGCCUGUAUCCAUGAGCCAGAAAUUCCUCUUUCUUCAGAAGACCAUUCCUGUCCCCAGGAUGUGGACCUGUUUGUGUGCGACGGCCUGGAGCCCCAUACAUCAGCCAGUGUUGGUUCCCAGGAAUCAGUGACGUUCCAGGAUGUUGCUGUGGACUUCACCGAGAAGGAGUGGCCCUUACUGGAUUCUUCUCAGAGAAAACUGUACAAAGAUGUGAUGCUGGAGAACUACAGCAACCUUGCCUCAGUGGGGUGUCAGGUGGGCAAACCCAGCCUCAUCUCCCACUUGGAGCAAGAAGAGGAGCUGAGGACAGAGGAGAGGGAACUUCACCGAGGCACUUGUCCUGAUUGGGAGCCUCCAUCUAAAACCAAAUGGUCGAUUCUUAUGGAAGAUAUUUUUGGGAAGGAAACAUCUAAUGGUGUGACAGUGGAAAGAACUCGCCUUGGAGAGAAGCCCACUGACUAUGCUGACCUGUUUGAAGUCUUCAGCAUGGGUGCUCAUCUUACUCAGCAGAUGGGAAGGCACGCUGGCAAGAGGCCCUAUCACCGCCGGGACUACGGGGUAACUUUCAAGAACAGAGCACACGUAACCCAACAUGUGAGCAUUUACAAUGGCAGGAAAAUGCAUGAAUGUCAUCAGUGCCAAAAAGCCUUCACCACGAGUGCUUCCCUCACACGGCACAGGAGAAUACACACUGGGGAGAAACCCUACGAAUGCAGUGCUUGUGGGAAAGCUUUCAACGAUCCCUCAGCCCUUAGGAGUCAUGCAAGAACUCACCUCACCGAGAAGCCCUUUGACUGCAGUCAGUGUGGAAACGCAUUCCGAACCCUCUCCUCCCUGAAGAUACACAUGAGGGUUCACACUGGGGAGAGACCUUACAAGUGUGACGAAUGUGGGAAGGCAUAUGGCAGGAGCUGCCACCUGAUUGCACACAGAAGAACACAUACUGGAGAGAGACCCUAUGAGUGUCACGACUGUGGGAAGGCUUUCCAGCAUCCCUCACAUCUCAAAGAGCAUGUCAGGAACCACACAGGGGAGAAACCCUACGAAUGCACGCAGUGUGGAAAAGCCUUCCGAUGGAAGUCUAACUUUAACCUGCACAAGAAGAACCACAUGGUGGAGAAAACAUAUGAAUGUAAAGAAUGCGGGAAAUCGUUCGGUGACCUCUUGUCACGGCGAAAACACAUGAGAAUUCAUAUUGUAAAGAAACCGGUUGAAUGUAGACAGUGUGGGAAAGCCUUCAGAAACCAGUCCAUCCUUAAGACACACAUGAAUUCUCACACCGGAGAGAAGCCGUACGGGUGCGACCUCUGCGGGAAGGCCUUCAGUGCAAGCUCAAACCUCACCGCGCAUAGGAAAAUACACACUCAAGAGAGACGCUACGAGUGUGCGGCCUGUGGGAAAGUCUUCGGUGAUUAUUUAUCCCGGAGGAGGCACAUGAGUGUUCAUCUUGUAAAGAAACGCGUUGAAUGCAGACAGUGUGGGAAAGCCUUCAGAAACCAGUCGACCCUUAAGACACACAUGAGAAGUCACACGGGGGAGAAGCCUUAUGAGUGUGAUCACUGCGGGAAAGCCUUCAGCAUAGGCUCGAACCUUAACGUGCACAGGAGAAUACACACUGGCGAGAAGCCCUACGAGUGCCUGGCCUGUGGGAAAGCCUUCAGUGAUCACUCGUCCCUCAGGAGUCACGUGAAGACUCACCGAGGAGAGAAGCUCUUCGUGUCAUCGGUGUGGAAAAGGCUCCAGUGAGGCAUUUUCCUUGAGACAAACAUGAGAGCACAGGUGUAAGGAAGGCAGGAGGCCUUGAUGAACUCAUCUCACGGGGCACAGACGAAUACCUGCUAACUUGGGAGAAAUCUAAUUUGUGUAAUGACUGUGGAGAGACGGGUUUUUCCACAUCACUUCAGAGAUACGUGAGAACUCACAGUGGGUGAGGAAACAUGUAUCCGUGGUGUGAAGAAGCUGCCAGUGUACGUUUAGCUUUUAACAAGCACGAGAACUUAGGGUUAGAAGCCCUAGUCUGGUAUUUAAUGUCAAAAUGACUUUAACACCACCUUGCACCUUCUGGGACCAAGAGUAAGCACACAGGGCGGAUCUCUGUAAAUUCAUCAAGUGGAUUAGCCUUUCCUGGCCUCAGUAUGUCCCUCAUGAGAGAAAAAAACAGUAAAGAGAAAAAAACUACAAAAUAAGGAAUGUGGGAAAGUCGGUAACAAGGGCCAGCUGUUUGUACAGUGGCAAACUAAGAAUAGUUGUUGCAUUUUUAAAGAAGAAAAAUGUGUAAGAGAGACCACGUGUGGCCCACAAAGCCUGGAAUACUCAUUAUCUGGCCCUUUACAGAAAAAAAUGUGCCAGUCCUUGGUCUACAGCAGUGGUUCUCAACUGGGGGUAACUUUGCUCCCCAGGGACGUUUGGCAAUGUCUAGAGACAUUUUGGGCUGUUAAAACUGUGGGGAGGUGCUACUGGCAUGUUUCGGGUGACAGGGAUGCUGCUAAACAUCCUACAAAGCACAGGGGGUCCCCAUGGGAAGGAGAAAUUAUGGGCCCCCAAAAUGUCAGUAUUGCUGAGGCGGAGAAAGCUUAGCCAGCAAUACCUCCAUUUUUAUGCAACAUGUGGGCACUCACACUAGGUGAAAUUUUUAUUUAAAAGUUAAAAAUUAUAAUUAAUAGCAUUCCUUCAGGAAACACAUGAUGAGAAACCACUCUGCAGACAAUCCCUAUGUGGCGAUAAUUUCAGCCACAGCCCUCACUUGUGCAUAGAAUUCACUCCCCAGUGGGAUCUCUUAGUCAAAAUGAAUUGCACUUAACUGCCAGUCUUUCAUCUUGAAAAUGGACGCUCGCUCAUUAAUUUUCAGUCUUUAUUUUUAAGGUUAUGCCCUUCCAAGUAACCCUUAUGCCUCAUCACAGAAGGUUUGUAUAUAGUAUUUUUACUAUAAUUUUAUCCUUGAUAUGUGUUCAUUUCCUUUUGGACAACUACUUAACCAAUGGAACUUUUUAGAAUAGUUACCUGCUGUGUAACAUGUGGGUAUUUUUAGUACCUGUUUGUUACAAGUGUCUAAUUCAAAUGCAUUGUGAUCAGAGCAGAAUGUCUUCAUCAGAUGGAUCCUUUGGAAUGUUUUUGGCCUCUUGUCCAGCCAAGAGUAACAUGUAUAUAACAUAAUAUAUACUGUAGUUGCUUCUCCAGUAUCUCUUCUUUCUUAUAAAGAAAAUCCAAGUUUUGUCUGAUCAGUAAGGUGUGCUAUUUUUAAAAGUCUCUUACAGAUUUUCUUGCGACUGGCACAGUCCAUGUCCCACAGCCUGGCCAGUGACAAGCAGAUGUCACUGUAUGGGCUGUAAGAAAGCUCUUGAAAAGGGUCAUUUUUACCUGGAUUCUUCUCUACCUUUUUUUUUUCUUCCCCCUUGCUCUUCCCCCUACUUCUCACCUUGCAAGGAGAUCUAGUACCUAGUGUUAAAGAUCUGCUUUGUGACUGUGAGGAUGCAAGCCUCAGGCUAAUGGGGAUACUGCAGAAAAAUCACAAUGAUCCUGGCUUCCCGGGUGGCCUCUUUGAGUGUCUGCACUUGCCCUGGAUUUGUUAUUUCCAGACUUCGUAUUACAUGAGAAAAAAUAAAACUGAUUAUUGGUUUAA
This is a messenger RNA of Camelus dromedarius (Arabian camel), 4117 nucleotides long. RefSeq names its product zinc finger protein 317 (gene ZNF317). The record is from RefSeq and is a predicted model, not a curated record. Gene Ontology annotation, biological process: regulation of DNA-templated transcription. Lineage: Eukaryota; Metazoa; Chordata; Mammalia; Artiodactyla; Camelidae. The coding region runs from base 448 to 2244 and encodes 598 amino acids. The transcript has 8 exons. Gene Ontology annotation, molecular function: RNA polymerase II cis-regulatory region sequence-specific DNA binding; DNA-binding transcription factor activity, RNA polymerase II-specific.